This is a messenger RNA of Colletotrichum truncatum, 1062 nucleotides long. Its product is annotated as umta methyltransferase family protein. The record is from RefSeq and is a predicted model, not a curated record. Lineage: Eukaryota; Fungi; Ascomycota; Sordariomycetes; Glomerellales; Glomerellaceae. Gene Ontology annotation, molecular function: methyltransferase activity.
AUGUCGCUCCCACAAUCCGCCGUAACCCUAGACAGCACUGCCCAGUUGCCGAUAGUAGCAGAUACAGCCGCCCCGGAUGCCCAGGAUUUGAUCGAAGCUUCAGACCAUUCUGAGUACAAUAGCUCUGUAACGGAUGACAGAAUUUCGACGUACACCGAAUCCAUAGCAUCUAGCAUUGUUGACUACCCGAUUGAGAAUGGCCGACGUUACCACGCAUUCCGAGAGGGCGCGUACCCUUACCCAAAUGACGAGGCCGAGAUGGACCGUCUGGACUUGUCCCAUGCAUUGAUGAAAAAGAUUCUCGGUGGCAAGCUCUUUCAGGCGCCGCUUGAGGCAGAAAAGACCCGUAGGAUCCUAGACAUUGGAACAGGAACCGGCAUAUGGUCAAUCGACAUGGGUGAUAAAUUUCCUCAUGCUGAGAUUAUCGGGAACGAUCUCAGCGCAAUACAGCCAUCCUGGGUGCCGCCCAACGUCAAGUUCAUAGUCGAUGAUGUCGAGAGCCCUUGGGUUGACGGCGAUAACUACGACUACAUAAUGUGCCGUUGCAUGGUGUCUUCAAUCAAAGAUUGGCCAAGGCUUUUCCAGAACGUAUACGACCACAUAAACCCUGGUUGCUGGGCCGAAUUCCAAGAUAUCUGCAUUGACUAUUACUCGGAAGACGGCACUUUGACUGGAGACCACAUUGUGACAAGAUGGGUUGCGGACUUACAUAAAGCAGCUGGGAUCCUUGGUCGCGAUUGCUGUUCUGGCAGGGGACUCAAGGGUUGGGCAGAGGACACUGGCUUCGAAAACAUUUUCCACAGGAAGUACAAGAUUCCGGUUGGGCCGUGGGCAAAGGAUCCCUUGCACCGUGAUAUUGGCAUGCACAAUCUAGUCCAGUUGCUAGAUGGGCUUGAGGGUUUCACAAUGAGGAUAUUCUGUGGGGUUCUCGGUUGGUCGCGAGAUGACGUUCUGGUGUUUCUCGCAGAGCUUCGCAAGGAACUCAAGUCCGGCGUCUAUCACUCAAUGUUUGAUUUCCAUGUUGUCUAUGGACAAAAACCAGGAUCUGCGCCAGAGCCUUGA